Molecule: messenger RNA, 1678 nt
Organism: Amphiprion ocellaris (clown anemonefish)
Lineage: Eukaryota; Metazoa; Chordata; Actinopteri; Pomacentridae
Gene: slc35d2
Product: solute carrier family 35 member D2
Exons: 12
Coding region: 495-1508 (337 amino acids)
Cellular component (GO): Golgi apparatus
Molecular function (GO): GDP-fucose transmembrane transporter activity; antiporter activity
Source: RefSeq, a predicted model, not a curated record
UUAAGUUUUUAGAAUUAUGUUAUAUUGGGAGCUGAAGCCUUAAAAUAAUUCUGUUAAUGACAUAUAUUUUCUUUUUGUUCUUACCUACUUCGUAAAGCGUCUUUAAAUGCACUGAAAUGCUCUAUACAAGUAUUAUGUAUUAUUAUUAUGAUCGUUUAAAUCAUUUUUUUCGGAAAGUGUUAAAUGUUGCCAGUUAUUACUGAGUAUAAAAAGCGAAUUUAGGCUGCCUGUUUAGAAAUUUGCAUGUUUUGAAUAUUGUAUAUUGCAGCAUUUUAUUCCAUUUUGCAUGACUUCGCUGUUUAGUGGACAGUUGAAAAGGAAAUAGGCUCUCCCUUCUGAAUUAUGUAACACAGUGAGGACCGCCCACCUGUCUCUCUCUCAGCAGCGGUUGACAGGAAACACCACUAGAACCUGCCUACACCCGAAAUCACUUCACUUUGGAGGGAAAAAACCUGACUUUUUAACUCCAACAAGUGAUUUUGUACUAUCUAGUGAUGUCUGCUGAAGCCUGUCUGGUACCUGCGGAACACUCGGGGCUGUUAAAGUUCUCCUCCGCUCUGUUUUACGCCGGCAGCUCGUUUCUUAUCACCGUGGUGAACAAAACCGUGCUGACGAGCUUCAGGUUUCCCUCCUACCUGUGUCUGGGAAUCGGACAGAUGAUCACCACUAUCGUUGUUCUAUAUGUGGCCAAAAUGAGCAAAGCAGUGCAGUUUCAAGAUUUUGACAGAAGUAUUCUCUUAAAAAUUUUUCCUCUUCCUUUGCUCUAUGUUGGGAACCAUAUAACUGGACUUGCGAGCACCAAAAAGCUCAGUUUACCCAUGUUUACAGUUUUACGGAAAUUCACUAUACUGAUGACAAUGGUCUUGGAGGUGCAUAUACUAAGAAAAACAUUUUCCAAGGGCCUGAUCUGCAGUGUUGGAGCUAUAGUCUUUGGUGCCAUGGUUGCUGCAAGUUCUGACCUGGCCUUCGAUGUGGAGGCCUAUACUUUCAUCCUGCUCAAUGAUGCCUUCACGGCUGCCAGCGGCGUCUACACCAAGAAGAAACUCGGCGUUGAGGGCCUCGGAAAGUAUGGAGUCUUAUUUUACAAUGCACUAAUCAUUGUCAUCCCCACUUUCUUGGCAAGUGCGUUUACUGGAGAUUUGCACAAGGCAGUCACAUUUCAAGACUGGUCGAAAGUCACGUUUAUGUUUUGUUUCCUUAUGUCCUGCAUCAUGGGGUUUGUGCUGAUGUAUUCCAUCGUCCUGUGCAGCUACUACAACUCAGCACUGACUACUGCUGUAGUGGGAGCUGUAAAGAAUGUUGCAGUGGCCUAUAUUGGCAUCUUUGUGGGUGGAGACUACAUGUUCUCAUGGACUAAUUUCAUUGGCCUCAGCAUUUGCAUGUCAGGUGGACUUGUGUACUCAUAUCUCACCUUUAACAACAAAUCAUCUGAAAGUAACACACAAGUGACGAAAGAGAUGAAGAUUCACAUUUCAGAAGACUCAUCAAAGAAGUUCUCUAACAACUAGGACACUAUUUCCACCACAUGGUGGCGUAGUUCUGCUUCAUAUUGGAGCACAAUAUUGCUUCUACGCUUUUAUUUUUAGGUGUAUUUAAGGUCAUUGAAAGAAUUUCCGUGGUUACUAUGCUGGUUCAGUCUAUUUAUACCAUGAAUAAACUGACAAGAAGUGCACAUCAA